Molecule: messenger RNA, 2400 nt
Organism: Ciona intestinalis (vase tunicate)
Lineage: Eukaryota; Metazoa; Chordata; Ascidiacea; Phlebobranchia; Cionidae
Source: RefSeq, a predicted model, not a curated record
ACGCAGAGUCCAUCAACUGAGUUGCAGUUUUGCGUAAAGUGAAACAAAAGCGUUCGAUUUGAACAUUUUUAUAUUGAUUUUUUACUAUUAAAAGUACUUCUAACUUAAAGAAAUGGCCGAAGAAGCUGGAGAUGACUCUCUGUACCCGAUUGCGGUCCUAAUUGACGAAUUACGUAAUGAAGACGUCCAACUACAAUUAAAUAGUAUGCGGAAGCUAUCUACAAUAGCACUGGCACUUGGAGUUGAAAGAACAAGAUCGGAGCUCAUCCCAUUCCUUACAGACUCCAUGUGCGACGAAGAUGAAGUGUUGCUUGCUCUGGCCGAACAACUCGGUUCAUUCACACCGCUUGUUGGCGGUAACAGCUUCGCCCAUUGCUUACUCCCACCACUAGAGAGUCUUUCUACAGUUGAAGAAACCGUAGUAAGAGAUAAAGCUGUUGAUUCUCUCCGUUCUGUUGCUAAUGAUCAUAGUGCAAAUGAUUUGGAAGCUUACAUGAUCCCAUUAAUAAAGCGUUUAGCAACUGGUGAUUGGUUUACAUCUCGUACCUCUGCGUGUGGGCUGUUUAGCGUCGUCUACCCUCGUGUGUCUAGCGCCCUCAAGCAAGAGUUACGCACCAUGUUCCGGAAUCUUUGCGGCGACGACACUCCAAUGGUCCGACGGGCAGCUGCUUCAAAACUUGGAGAGUUCGCCAAAGUUGUUGAGCGUGAACAAGUCACUUCAGAUUUAAUUCCACUCCUGCAUAACUUGGCAAGCGAUGAACAAGACUCAGUGAGGUUGCUUUCUGUGGAUGGGUGUGUUACAAUGGCUGACUUGCUCAACGAAAGUGAAUGUGAGCAGUAUCUUCUUGGUACAAUCCGUGAAGCAGCAGCAGACAAGUCCUGGCGAGUGAGAUAUAUGCUGGCUGAUAAAUUCACCUUGUUACAAAAAGCAGUUGGUCCUCAACUGACACACCAACAUUUGGUCCCAGCUUUCCAGGCUUUACUCAAAGAUUGUGAGGCUGAAGUGCGUGCUGCUGUCGCUUACAAAGUGAAAUCUUUCUGUGAGAACCUUCAAGUUGAUAAGAGAGAACAGGUGAUCAUGAACAGCAUACUUCCUCAUGUAAAGGAGCUUGUCACUGAUGCAAAUCAGCACGUGAAGUCUGCUCUUGCUUCAGUCAUCAUGGGCCUGUCUCCAGUGCUUGGUAAAGACAACACGAUUGAGCAUCUUCUUCCACUCUUCCUCACUCAAUUGAAGGAUGAAUGUCCAGAUGUUCGUCUGAACAUCAUUUCCAACAUCGACUGCGUGAACGAGGUCAUCGGAAUCGACCAGUUAUCUCAAUCCCUGCUUCCAGCUAUCGUGGAACUUGCAGAGGAUGGAAAAUGGAGAGUUCGCCUCGCGAUUAUCGAGCACAUGCCUCUUCUUGCAGCACAAUUGGGCCAGCAGUUCUUUGACGACAAAUUGAAUGAGCUUUGCAUGCAGUGGUUGGUUGAUCAUGUGUUUGCAAUCCGAGAAGCCGCGACCACGAACCUGAGAAAACUUGUUGAAGCUUUUGGAGUGAAUUGGGCUAAAGACACAGUUGUGCCGAAAAUCCUCAACUUGGCUCAAGAUCAAAACUAUCUUCGAAGAAUGACAACAAUCUUCUGUGUGAACGAAUUGGCAACUGCUCUUUCAGGGGAACUGUUGACGAAACUAAUUCUCCCAACCAUUAUCCGGCUCUCCACCGAUAACGUCGCUAAUGUCCGUUUCAAUGUUUGCAAAUGCAUGGAGAGAGUUGGCUUACAAUUAGAUGGUACAAGUCUCAGUACUGAAGUGAAACCAAUGCUACAACGCCUCACCCAUGACAAGGAUGUUGACGUCCAGUUCUUUGCACAGCGAGCCCUACAGACAUUGGCUUGAUUCUACAGAAUAGGUCAAAUGGAUACAUCUAGACACUAGACAUAUUGAGUAUAUUUUCCUUCAUGCUGUUACCCCUUUAAAUUCUCAUACAAAUAAAUUAGAGUUUUGCUUCAAACUGUUGUAAACUAGAAUAUAGUUGGCAUUCAUUAAAAUUCAUUCUGGCGCAUUUAGAAUUCUUUCACGCUUAGUUGUUUCUUUUAUUGUUGUAAAUACUUAAAGUUCGAUGUACUUGGUUCAUUCUGGUCCACUUGUAAUUGUAUUUCCUGUUUCCUUAUCUGUUCUAAAGUGUUUAAACAACCAUAUCGGUAAGAUCAUACUGUUUAUGAACGAAUAAAACAUAAAAUUGUUAAAAUUCUAAUUUAAAAAAAAAAGAUUUUAUUAAAUGAUUUUUUGUGCCAGUUUUUGUCUUUCGUCAUAUUCACCUGCACCAGUAAUACACCAACGUGAUUAAAAUCUGAGUGAAAAACAUGAAUCAACACUUGCCGUACAUAACUUAAUGCUGUAAUUGUGUCCAAUUAUUAGAA